This is a messenger RNA of Diaporthe citri, 4257 nucleotides long. RefSeq lists its product as uncharacterized. Gene Ontology annotation, biological process: transmembrane transport; GPI anchor biosynthetic process. The record is from RefSeq and is a predicted model, not a curated record. NCBI's taxonomy places the organism in Eukaryota, Fungi, Ascomycota, Sordariomycetes, Diaporthales, Diaporthaceae. Gene Ontology annotation, molecular function: transmembrane transporter activity; mannose-ethanolamine phosphotransferase activity. The transcript has 13 exons. The coding region runs from base 1 to 4257 and encodes 1418 amino acids.
AUGACAAUGUCAUCCCAUUCCGCCUCUGGCGGCUUCCAGCUGCGCUCCGUUCUUGCUUACAACCUCUUGCUUGCGGUUGGAAUCAUCACUUUCAGCGUCGGUCUGCUGCGACCUAUACCGCAGGUGCCUCUGUCUUCACAGGCCAGCUCCCCCGGGGAUGCUAUGAUAUCACCCCCAGACGCUCGGUUUGACCGGGUCAUCUUUAUGGUUAUCGAUGCGCUCAGAAGUGAUAUGGUUUUCUCCAACGCAUCGGGGUUCAGCUUCACACAGAGUCUCAUCCGCUCAGGCCAUGCACUCCCAUUUACCAGCCAUGCCGACCCUCCCAGUCUCACAGUCCCAAGGCUGAAGUCCAUGACCACGGGCGCCAAUCCCUCGUUUCUGGAUCUGUUUCUGAACCUUGCCGACUCCGAGGACGCUCUUACCUUGGUUCACGAAGACUCGUGGCUCCAUCGCCUGAAGGCGAAGGACCCGUCCCGGAAGCUGGCCUUUUAUGGGUAUUUCCAGUUCUGGGACUCAAUGACUGGAGAUCGAAACAUCACGUCCCGUGCCAUGGCCGAGCUUCAGAGAGAUGACUGGAGUGCCCUGGUCCUCCACUUCCCAGGUGUCGACCAUGUUGGUCAUCUCCGCGGCCCAUACAGCCGUGAUAUGUUUCUUAAACAAGAGCAAAUGGAUCGUGUAGUCAAAGACAUCUACACGUCCGUCCGCGAGCAAGAGCACUUGAACUCGACGCUCUUCAUCCUGGCAGGAGACCACGGUAUGAACGAGAAGGGAAACCACGGAGGCUGCACUCCCGGCGAAACCGCCGCGGCUCUGCUGUUUGCCUCUCCCAGUUUGCCUGCCGUAAAUCACACUCGGCUUCAAGCACCAGCCCAGCCCCGUGGUGGUAGAUACUUGUACUAUGACGUGGUGCAGCAAGCCGACCUCGUGCCCACUCUCUCCGGAUUGCUAGGGCUUCCAAUCCCCCGCAAGAAUGUGGGCGCUUUCAUUCCUGCUUUCCUCGGGCUUUGGCCUGAGGAAGAGCGGUUGGAGGUGCUCAGGGGCAAUGAGGCUCAGUUGAAACGCCUCCAUGAGCUGCAUUCCCCCGAAGUGGCCCAGAAGUCCCCACCUUCGGGCCCCGGCAACAACACAGUCACAGAUGAGACUGAUACACACAGACUACUCGAAAUCUGCAGACAAUACCAGAGAGCUCUGACCCGGGCAUCCGGGAACCUGCAGCAUCUCCUGAUGGCCGGGGGUCUUUUCAGCACACUACUUGCUCUUGGGUUAGCCGUGCGUGCUACCAAGUUCCACCUCGAUCCAGUAAUCACCUUUUGGCUGCCUGCGGCUGGGAUCCUUGGUUCUUACGGGUAUGCACUCGUUUCGGGAGCUGUCGAAGAGCAAGAGAUUUGGCAGUACGGCGCUUUGGCGAUUAUUCUUUUUGAGUGCCCAGUGCGGAGCCGUCAUGGGAUUCCUCAUUUCGCAGCUGUUGUCUUCCUGGGCUUUCUCAGUCAGCUGUGGAACUCAGCUGGGCCAGGAUCGCCCGCAGCAGUGGUUGAACCGCAAUCCGCUGCGAACUGGGGCCUCAUCGCAGUCACGAUGGUUUCCGCCAUCCUCUCGCUGCAAACAGGGCUGCGAGGAGUGUUUCCGGGGUCAAAGUCUCUCUCGGCCGUCGCUGUCCUACUGGGCCUAGGCGCGUUUGUUGUUAAGCUCGCGGCUGCAGCCCGAGACAGUCCCGGCAGUUUUGCUUUCAUCCCUGCCCACGUCGAGGCUCGGCUGUUCGCUCUUGACGUGGACUUUGCCCACAACAUGCUAUUUACGGCAAUCCAAUUCGCUGCCGUUUUGGUGUUGGCUAAAAGAUGCUCCGGAAGGCAUACAGGGAAAUUCACCGACGUCUUGUAUGCGUUAUUCGGCCUGCUGCAGCUGUAUCUUCUGACUUUGUCCCGCGUGUGGAACACGCCGCUGUUUCUGAUUUUUGGCCUACAGAUAGACCUUUUGUCACCUCAUUUGGCGGAAAUGCCGUACGAGCAGAUUGCCAUCACCUGUGCGUUUUUGGCUCAAAGCUCCUACUUCUCCUUCGGCAACACCCAGGCCAUCGGCUCGGCCGACCUGGCUCCCGGUUUUGCCGGCAGCACCAGCUACAGCCUGGUGCCCGUCGUGAUCAAGACCAUCAUGGCCAACUGGGCGGGACCAAUAUGGUGGUCCCUCGCGUCCUUGGUGUUCCUGGCCGAAAAGGUCCGGAUCGCCGAAGACGAAGCCAAGUUCUCCAAAGCCGAGGGGGGCCAGGGCCGGAGUUCUGCGCCGGAGAAAGCCAAUUUCCGUGUCUCUUCUGACUACGAUGCCCUUUACGGGCCGUUUGUGUGCAACCUGGGGGUGCACACCAUGAUCAUGUGCGCGGCCAGCGCAGUCCUCAUGGGGUGUAUCGCCUGGAUGGGGGACGGGAAGGAGGUGUGGGACCUCCACGCCCCGCGGUUCAUCUUCCUAUGCGUCUACAUCAUCUUUGUGCAUCUGACGUGCUCCGCCGUUGCCGUAGCCUCGCUCGGAUGGUGUUGGCUGGAGCUGAAGGGCACCUUCUCCCUAUCUUUUCCUCGGGUCAUCAUGGCCGAGCAGACACUGGCCAACGCCUCAGGGCCUCCACUCGGGCUGGUGGUACCAGGCCAGACCCCCGAGCCCAUCACCUCAGGCUCUGGGGCGGCUCCAGCUGGGGCGCGAAACCCCUCCAAGCGCAGCAAGCUGCAGACCACCGUCGUCGUCGCGUCGCUCUGUGCCGCCGUCUUCGUCGCCGCCCUCGACGUCACCAUCAUCACCACCGCCCUGCCCGCCAUCACCGAGUUCUUCCGCUCCCCCAACGGCUACCAGUGGGUCGGCAGCGGCUACGUCCUGCCGCACACGGCGAGCGUGCCGUCGUGGGGCAAGCUGUCAGACGUCUGGGGCCGGAAGCCUGUGAUCCUCGCCGGCGCCGUGCUGUUCAUCGCCGGCAGCCUGCUGUGCGCGCUGGCUGAGACCUUCCCGCUCUUCCUCUUUGGCCGCGCCGUCCAGGGUCUUGGUGCCGCGGGGCUGAUCACCUUGGUCAACAUCUGCAUCAGUGACCUGUUCUCGUUGCGGGACCGGGGCUUGUGGUGUUUCUGGAUCAACCUCCCCAUUGGAUCCGUCGUCUCCAUCCUCAUAUUCUUCCUCCUCCGGCUUGAUACCGUCAAGACCUCGGUGCGCGAUGGCCUGCGCUCUAUCGACUGGAUCGGCACUUUGUUCAUCAGCGGUAGUGUCCUGAUGGUCCUGUUGGGCCUUGACUUUGGCGGGAACACGCACCCUUGGGACUCGGCCACUGUCAUCUGCCUGAUCGUCUUCGGCGUCAUCUGCGGCGCCCUCUUCGUCCUGCACGAGGCGAAAUGGGCCAGGUUCCCCAUCAUACCGGUCGAGAUGUUCAACACUCGCUCCAGCGCCGCGGCUUUUGCCCUAUGCUUCUGCCAUGGCUUCGUCUUCAUAGGCAUUGCAUACUAUCUCCCCUUGUAUCUACAAGCCGUCCUCGCGACAACGGCCCUUCGCUCGGGGCUUUACCUGCUGCCAUACAUUCUCUCCGUCUCUAUCUCGGCCGCGUUCACCGGAGCCUUCAUCCAGUGGACUGGCAAGUACAUGCCGUCCGUCUACGUGGGAGGCGUGAUGCUCUGCGUGGGUGCCGGACUUCUCAUCAGUCUGGGCCCAGAGCCCCAAUGGGCCAAGAUUAUCGGCUACCAAAUUGUUGCCGGUACGGGCGUCGGCUUCAACUUCGAGGGCCCCUUGCUGGCGGUCCAAGCCGUCAUGGGCGUCGAGCACGUUGCCACCGUCACAGCCACCAUGGGCUUUGUCCGGACCAUGUCGACGGCCGUCUCGAUAGUCGUCGGCGGCGUGGUAUUCCAAAACCGCAUGGUCAACCAAUUCUCAAACCUAGCGGCGUCCUUGGGCCCAGAGCUCGCCAGGGAGUUGGCCGGCUCAGAGAUUCUAGCCAAGCUAGACGUCAUCACAGGACUUCCUGGCAGCCAGCAAAGAGCUGUGCGAGAGGCCAUUUCGAAUUCACUCAAGGACAUGUGGAUUAUGUAUGUUGCGUUUGCAGGGGCGUCUCUGGUUGCGGGGCUCUUCAUCCGCGCAUACCAUCUAAACACCGAGUUGGAGGUCAAGAGUACGCCCGAAACGAUAGCGGAGAAGAACGCUUCACGACAACAAGGACAGCAAAAACAACAUUCAGAACCACCACAAUAUCAACAAGAACAGAGUGGACUAUCGCAGCCGAGUGGACACCAGGUGUAG